AGUGAACCCUACGGGAGCCGCGGUGGCUCAGAAACGGUCGCCGCGCGGCGCCGCCGGGGCUGGGGCGCAUGAAUGGGAGCGGAGCUGGGGCGCGUCGGCCCAGGGGACCCGCCUUCAGCGAGGGCGCUGCCGCAGCAUGGAGGACGACGCGCCCGUGAUCUACGGCCUGGAGUUCCAGGCGCGGGCCCUCACGCCUCAGACCGCGGAGACAGACGCCAUUCGGUUUUUGGUUGGGACGCAGUCUCUCAAGUAUGAUAAUCAGAUCCACGUCAUAGACUUUGACGACGAGAACAACAUUAUCAAUAAAAAUGUGCUCCUGCAUCAGGCGGGGGAGAUCUGGCACAUUAGUGCCAGCCCCGCAGACAAAGGCGUGCUGGCCACCUGCUACAACAAGACCGCAGACAGCAAAGUGGUGACCUUCGCCGCCGUGUGGAGGAUGCCCGCGGAGCUGGAGCCCGGCGGCCAGGAGUCCCCCGAGGAUGCUGCAAGCCCCGCACACGCUCUGGAGCUGCUCUGUCACCUGGAGCCUGCGGCCCGCGGCAGCACCGCCUGCGUCGCCUGGGAGCCCGCGGGAGACGGGAAGAGGGUCAUCUCACUGGCCGACAACCACAUCCUGCUGUGGGACUUGCAGGAAAGCUCCAGCCAGGCCAUGCUGGCCAGCUCAGCGUCCCUGGAAGGGAAAGGACAGCUGAAGUUCACGACGGGCCGCUGGAGCCCGCAUCACAACUGCUCCCAGGUGGCCACGGCGAAUGACACGGCCAUCCGAGGGUGGGAUACGCGGACCAUGAGCCAGAUCUACUGCAUCGAGAGCGCUCACGGCCAGCUGGUGCGGGACCUGGAUUUCAAUCCCAACAAGCAGUACUACCUGGCCAGCUGCGGGGACGACUGCAAGGUGAAGUUCUGGGACACCCGCAACGUCGCCGAACCCGUCAAGACCCUGGAGGAGCACUCCCACUGGGUGUGGAACGUCCGCUACAACCACUCGCACGACCAGCUGGUCCUCACGGGCAGCAGCGACAGCAGAGUCAUCCUCUCCAACAUGGUGUCCAUCUCCUCCGAGCCCUUCGGCCACCUGGUGGACGACGACGACCUGAGUGACCAGGAGGAGCGCCGUCUGGAGGAGAAGAGCCAGGAGCCCCCGCAGGACAGUGUCAUCGCCACCUACGAGGAACACGAGGACAGUGUGUACGCCGUGGACUGGUCCUCAGCUGACCCCUGGCUGUUCGCCUCCCUGAGCUAUGACGGGAGGCUCGUCAUCAACCGCGUGCCCCGGGCGCUGAAGUACCACAUCCUGCUGUAAGCGCCGGGCUGCUGCGGGACUGCAGCCGCGGCGUGUGGGGCCCAGGCUUUCCAGGCAGAGCCCCGUCAGACGCAGGUGCCCAUGAACAGUGACAGGGCUUCUGCCCGCUGGCCUCUGUGCCUGCCAUCUCUGCCCCGGAGACCAACACAGGUGCCCAGGCCGAGCGGGGCGCACGCGCUCCUCCUGCUCUGAGGGCUGUUGGGCGUUUCCCUGUGAUUUGUUUCCCUGACGUCGACUUCAUCUUCUCGCGAGAGUAAAUGGAAUAACAGCA
Bubalus bubalis (water buffalo) is the source of this 1571-nucleotide messenger RNA. It is a transcript of the gene EIPR1, whose product is annotated as EARP complex and GARP complex interacting protein 1. The record is from RefSeq and is a predicted model, not a curated record. The transcript has 9 exons. Gene Ontology annotation, molecular function: protein binding. NCBI's taxonomy places the organism in Eukaryota, Metazoa, Chordata, Mammalia, Artiodactyla, Bovidae. Gene Ontology annotation, biological process: protein ubiquitination. The coding region runs from base 137 to 1300 and encodes 387 amino acids.